Molecule: messenger RNA, 1464 nt
Organism: Capsella rubella
Lineage: Eukaryota; Viridiplantae; Streptophyta; Magnoliopsida; Brassicales; Brassicaceae
Product: putative methylesterase 14, chloroplastic
Exons: 5
Coding region: 288-1331 (347 amino acids)
Biological process (GO): salicylic acid metabolic process; jasmonic acid metabolic process
Molecular function (GO): methyl salicylate esterase activity; methyl jasmonate esterase activity; methyl indole-3-acetate esterase activity
Source: RefSeq, a predicted model, not a curated record
CUUACCAAAAAAAUCUACAACCAACCCUUCUCCAAAUCUGUCUCUAUCCUCUGUUUUUAUUUUUUCCUUCUUGCGGUGGUACAAAAAAUUCAGAAUUCACAAUUAAUGACCGAUUGCUUCUUCACCUACUCUUUCUCUCUCUCUUUGGAAGUAACAACAAGUCUAUAUGCUGAUCCCAUCUAGGGCAAGCCCUCUAUGCUCUAAACUUUGACUUUCUUGGAAAACUUUUAUUUUCUUGAGAAUUCUUCCAUUGAUUUCUCCCCUUCUUGGUUCUUGAUUUGGGAAAGAUGGGUAACAAGAUAAUCUCCAUGAUAAAGAAAGAUAACAAAGAUGGAGGAGGAGGAUCUAAGAGUAAGAGAAUGAACCGGUCACAGAGGAAAUUGCUUGCUGAUGAAGAGAUGUUGCAUCGUCGAGCUCUGUCCAUGGCGAUUCAUCAAGCUCAGCUUUCUCAGAGAUUUGAUGGAUCUAUGUCUAGACGUGUCGGUUCUACAAGUACUAGGAAACGAACCCUCUCUGACCCGUUUUCUAAUGGCAAGCAGGUACCUGAUUUUUCAGAGAGCUUGAUAGUGAAGAGAUUUGUUCUGGUGCAUGGUGAAGGGUUUGGGGCAUGGUGUUGGUACAAAAUUAUUGCUUCACUGGAAGAGUCAGGACUGUCUCCAACUACAGUUGACCUCACUGGGUGUGGAUUUAAUAUGACAGACACAAACACUGUCUCUACCUUGGAAGAAUAUUCAAAACCAUUGAUCGAGUUACUCGAAAAUCUCCCUGAAGAAGAGAAGGUUAUUCUAGUGGGUCAUAGCACUGGAGGUGCGUCCAUUUCAUAUGCGUUAGAGAGGUUCCCAGAGAAAAUAUCGAAAGCUAUAUUUGUAUGUGCAACCAUGGUUUCUGAUGGCCAAAGACCCUUUGAUGUUUUCUCUGAAGAGCUUGGUUCCGCAGAGCGGUUCAUGCAAGAGUCACAAUUCUUGAUAUAUGGGAAUGGAAAAGACAAGCCUCCUACAGGGUUCAUGUUUGAGAAACCACACAUGAAAGGCUUGUAUUUCAAUCAAUCACCCAACAAGGAUAUAGCACUGGCAAUGAUUUCAAUGCGGCCUGUACCACUUGGACCAAUGAUGGAGAAAGUAUCUCUGACCGCAGAAAGAUACGGGAAAGGAAGAAGAUUCUAUGUUCAGACGUUAGAUGACCGUGCACUCUCACCAGAUGUUCAAGAGAAGGUAGUGAGAGAGAACAGCCCUGAAGGAGUCUUCAAGAUCAAAGGAAGUGAUCAUUGUCCUUUCUUCUCAAAGCCUCAAUCUCUCCACAAGAUUCUUCUCGAGAUUGCACAGAUUCCUUAACAAAGAUUUGAGAUUUCUUUGGAGAGUAUACACUGAUUAUAUUUUUUUUUUCUAAACAAGAACACUUUCAUUUAAUCCUCAAAACACCUUUUGUAUGCAAUUCUAGAAUCGAUACAAGAUCGUAUUUAUACCA